AUGGAGCGCAUAGCUGAAGAUCCUGAUGAGGUCUCGGACGAUGAGGAUGAUGACCCACUCUGCCCGACGAUCCACUUAACGAGAGCGGAGGUGGAAGCGAUCCGGGCACCUUGGCGGAAAGCCCUUAUCAUCAAGGUGAUGGGCCGACGAGUGGGAUACGCUUACCUGUUAAGGCACCUCACGACCAUGUGGAAGCCGAAAGGAAGGAUGGAGCUAAUUGCUAUCGAUAAUGACUACUUCCUCGUACGCUUUGGAUCGGUGGAGGAUUUGGAGUUCGCUAUGUUUGAAGGCCCGUGGAUGAUUCUGGACCACUACCUGAUUGUAAAGCCUUGGGUGCCCGAUUUCGAUCCUCUUUCAGACACCACAGAGAAGAUGCUUGUUUGGGCCAGAAUUCCAUGCUUACCGGCUGAGUACUACAACUACAUCUUCCUUCGGAAGCUAGGGAACAAAGUGGGCAGAACUAUCCGCGUGGAUCAGGCCACCAGCAUGGUAUCAAAAGGGAGAUUCGCAAGGAUCUGCGUGGAAGUGGACAUUACAAACCCACUAAUAUCGAAGUUCAACUACGAAGGCAAAGUGCGAUCAGUGGCCUAUGAAGGUGUCCAUAUGAUCUGCUUCACCUGCGGGAUAUAUAGCCACGUAGCUGAAGCUUGUCCGUCACUGGUCAGAGCAGGGUCUACACCGAAGGAGGUCCGGGAGGGAAUAGGGCGUGAUCAACACACCACGGCGGAAUAG
This is a messenger RNA of Ipomoea nil (Japanese morning glory), 732 nucleotides long. RefSeq lists its product as uncharacterized. The transcript has a single exon. The record is from RefSeq and is a predicted model, not a curated record. Lineage: Eukaryota; Viridiplantae; Streptophyta; Magnoliopsida; Solanales; Convolvulaceae. The coding region runs from base 1 to 732 and encodes 243 amino acids.